Molecule: messenger RNA, 3016 nt
Organism: Haplochromis burtoni (Burton's mouthbrooder)
Lineage: Eukaryota; Metazoa; Chordata; Actinopteri; Cichliformes; Cichlidae
Gene: serpine2
Product: serpin peptidase inhibitor, clade E (nexin, plasminogen activator inhibitor type 1), member 2
Exons: 9
Coding region: 1291-2484 (397 amino acids)
Biological process (GO): negative regulation of endopeptidase activity; negative regulation of plasminogen activation
Molecular function (GO): serine-type endopeptidase inhibitor activity
Source: RefSeq, a predicted model, not a curated record
UAAGAGGAGAGACGUAGGAAGACACAAUUGUAGUGCACAGCUGUGGGUUCGCUGACCUUCUCAGAAUUCUCCCAACUCAGACAAAAUGACCCACUUUGCCUAACAAUGAUAACAGUCCCAUCUCUGCAUCUGGACAUGGAGGACCCUCCCCAUUCCAAACACACACUCAGCAAAAGCUGUAGCUCAGAACGCAGCCCCACUGUGGGUGUCCCAUGUUGUAUUUUUACAGCCUUGAUCUAGUUAUUUACUCGAGGCUGGGAAAGGAACUUAUUAAACCCAAGGUUCAACCUAAAAAAUAUACAAGUGAAUUAUAAGGUUAUGUGACAGAUCACUGUCCAGUGUGUCGAGGUAAACAUUUAUGAUGUCUUUAGCAGUAAUUACUCACACACUCCCCCUUAAUCCCCUGUAAUUCAAACCUUCAGUAACCUACUCCUAAUCCUCACUUUGGCAGUAGCAGGGAUGUAAUUGCAACUCAGCCUCUUCUCAGGUGUGUUUAAGUGUGUGUGUGAGACACUUUCCAGCUGCAUACACCCAUCAGAAAGAAAAAAAAAAUUCUCGUAUGGGCAUAUAUUUUCCAAAUUCUCUGUGAAAUGUAGUUUGGAUAAAUAUAACUGGAAAAGACUAAGCAAUAGUUAGUCUUAGAAAUAUUUAGGGACACUUUGAAAGGGACUACGUAGUAAUUGACAGUUUUUGAUGAUGUUGAUAUUCAUCAGGGUAAAGUGUAGGCUCUCCGUAAUUCUCCAUUUCAUAUGACAAACCGCUAUUUUUGCACGUUUCAUACUGCUUUUAAACAUUACCACACUUCCUGAUGUGUCAAGUUGGAUGGCCAAGCCAUCACCGGAAGUAGCUUCAUGAAGGUAAUCAUUAUCUAAUCUCCUUUUGCUUAUCGGAGAAAUGUGAGCUACAACUUUGUUAAAUUAUGAGGAUACAUCUCAUUUUAAAUUAUGAGAGUUUAAAAACGACAAUCUUUAGGGUUUUUGCUGACCUUUACUUUGAAAGUGUAGCGGACGCACAUCCGUGUUUGACACAGACACGGAUGUCUGUUUUAUGGUCGGCUGCUCGGUUGGAAGGCGGGGUUCACAGUAGGAUAAAUUCUUGUUUGGAACUGCGGUGGAGUCACUAGUAGGUGUAACUUUCUCCAGAGUAAGAUCUCUCUUCGUGGACUUUGGGGGUUAACUACUUGAGUUGUCGUUUGAACGGCAGCGAAAAAGCGGACUAAUACCAGCUGCAAUUUCACCUGCGGGACAAGUCUAAUCGAAGCCCCUCGGGUUAGGUGUUGCAAGUAUCAAAAUGAAGCACAUGUCCUUAUUGUGCCUCUGUGCAUUGGUGGCCUUGUGCAGCCAUAAGGGGGUGCUAUCCCAAGCACCAUCUUAUGGUGAAAGGGGCUCUGAUCUCGGCAUCCAGGUGUUUCAGCAAGUAGUUCAUGCCAAGCCCCUGGAAAAUGUGGUGCUCUCGCCUCAUGGGGUGGCUUCAAUCCUUGGCAUGCUGUUAUCUGGAGCCCACGGGGACACGAGGAAGCAAAUCCUUAAUGCUCUCCGUUACAAGAAAAAUGGUCCUUACAAGAUGUUGAAGAAGCUGCAUAAGAACUUGACGGGCAAAGCCAACCAGGACAUCGUGCUGAUCGCAAAUGCUAUGUUCAGCCAGAAGGAUUUCCCCAUGCAGGAGGCUUUUGUGACUUCCAACAAAGAGAACUUCCAGUGUCAGAGCAGGAGCCUGGACUUCAGCAGCCCUGAUGCAGCAGCCGAUGAAAUUAAUGAGUGGGUCAACAAUAAAACCAAAGGUCACAUCCCCAGCUUGAUCAAAGCAGACAUGCUGGAUCCUGCUCUGACCCGUCUGGUCGUUGUCAACUCCAUCUACUUCAAAGGCUUGUGGAAGUCUCGCUUCCAGCCUGAGAACACCAAGAUGAGGACCUUCACCCGGGGCGAUGGAAUCGAUAUUAAAGUUCCAAUGAUGUCGCAGCUAUCAAUCUUUAACAUAGGCCUAGCCUCCACACCCCAGGGGCUCAAAUACAAGGUAAUUGAGCUUCCUUAUCAUGGCAACACCAUCAGCAUGCUAAUCGUUCUCCCGUCUGAAGAGGACACCCCUCUGUCUCGUGUCAUUCCCCACAUCAGCACAGCCACAGUGCAGAGCUGGACCAAACUGAUGCACAUGAGGAAAGUCCGCCUGCUCAUCCCAAAGUUUACGGCUGAUGCAGAGGUGGAUUUGAAGGAUCCACUUUCAGCUCUGGGAAUCACGAACAUUUUCAGUGAGGGCAAAGCUGACUUCAGACACCUCAGUUCGGAGCCUGUGUAUGUAUCCAAGGCACUCCAGAAAGCCAAAAUAAUCGUGAAUGAAGAUGGAACAAAAGCAGCAGCAGCCACUACUGCUAUUUUGUUGGCCCGUUCCUCCCCACCCUGGGUUACAGUUGACAGACCUUUUGCGUUCCUCAUCAGACAUAACCCGACAGGUACCGUCCUCUUCAUGGGCCAGAUCAACGAGCCUUGAGCCCAGCCCCAUCAUCAACCAUAGCAUCAUUUAUCACAACAGGAUAUGCUUAUACACUGCCAUGUAUCAGAAUACAAAGUAAACAUAAACACACCCCUACAUAUACAGAGCACACUUUGCUGAACAUGUUUGUACAAUGUGGAUAUAUGAUGUGAUUUGUUUUAAAUGUUGCUUUUUAUGUUACUUAUUUUCUGUAUUGCAUAACAUGCUGUAUAAAAUGUAUUUUGCUGACUAAAUUUUCCAGUUUUAAUUUUUUUGUAUCCUUUUUUUGAAUUAAUGACAUUUUUAAAAGACUUUGAAUGUCAGUUGUGUAUUUUCUCUUCUCUGGAGUAGGAUAAUCAGUUUAUUUAUCAUGUCAGUGUUUCCGUUUCGUGUUGUAACUCCAGUCUGUAUUACGUUUCACUCGUAAGUUACGGCAAUAUUCAUGCCGUUGCAACGAUUUUGCAUUUGAAAUUAUUCUUUCCCUCAGAGAGAAAGUCUUCUUCAAACUUUUGGGGUGAGGUGAAGGAAUAAAUACACAUUUAUAACAUGA